Symbiodinium sp. CCMP2456 is the source of this 521-nucleotide messenger RNA. The record is from the annotation of a GenBank genome assembly. Lineage: Eukaryota; Dinophyceae; Suessiales; Symbiodiniaceae.
GUCUUGAGCUGGCUGUGGACAGCUUUGCGGUGCACUUUUUCAGUGCAGGUGACAUGGAGGCUGCAGUGAUGAGCUGGAACGUUGUUCAGGCCACCUUGCGACAGACGUCGAGCAAACUGAGCGACUUCUUGGUCUUGCUCGCUUCCUCCUGCAUCGCGGCGCUGAUCCUGUUUGCAUACCAGGUCACAUCUAUGACGUUAUCAGAUGAGAGAGUGGCGGUGCUUGACAUCGUCAUGUGGACGGGGUGGUUGUAUUCUCCCCUGCUCCUGUUCCUCUACGUCCUGUCUACAUCAGCAGCCGUCACCGAGAAGGUCGAUCGACUGGUACCUUUGGUGAACUCCUGGUCGUUCGAUGGCCAAGCGGUCCUCGACGAAACGCGGCAGUAUGUGGUGCAAUACAUCUUGCACAGCCGUGCGGGAUUCUAUGCUCGAGGUAUCCGAAUUACGGCAUCAAAUGUGCAGAAGCUCAGCUACUACUUCGCAGCGGGCUCGUUCGGGCUCCUCGCCAACCUAUGGCAGUGA